This is a messenger RNA of Erpetoichthys calabaricus (reedfish), 846 nucleotides long. RefSeq names its product glutathione peroxidase 8 (putative) (gene gpx8). Gene Ontology annotation, biological process: response to oxidative stress. Gene Ontology annotation, molecular function: glutathione peroxidase activity. The record is from RefSeq and is a predicted model, not a curated record. The transcript is spliced from 3 exons. Bases 37 to 672 code for a protein of 211 amino acids. Lineage: Eukaryota; Metazoa; Chordata; Cladistia; Polypteriformes; Polypteridae.
CUUUUUCUUCCCAAAAUUCUUUUUAAAAACGCAAACAUGGAGCCGCAGACACCGCCGAUCCCGCUGAAGCCCUCUGUCCCGAAGGCCCGCAUGUUCGCCGUGCUACUCACGAUGACCAUCUGCACGGCCGGACUUUUCCUGCUACAGAACCAACUGACGAGGGCGAGAAAGCCUAAAGACUUUUAUUCGUACGAGGUGAAAGAUAUUCGAGGCAGAAGCGUAUCUCUGGAGAAGUACAGAGGCAAAGCGUCUCUGAUUGUAAACGUGGCGAGUCACUGUGAGCACACCGAGCGUAACUACAAAGGACUGCAGGAGCUGUACAGAUCGCUGGGGCCCUCGCUCUUUACUGUCCUGGCAUUCCCCUGCGGCCAGUUUGGAGACACCGAACCGGGAUCGGAUCGGGAUAUUGAAGCAUUCGCUAAGGCCAACUACGGUGUGACGUUUCCCCUUUUCAGCAAGAUUAAGAUUAUGGGGACAGAAGCCAGCCCGGCCUUUCAAUACAUCACAGAUUCUACUAAGCAAUUACCAAAAUGGAACUUCUGGAAAUACCUCAUAAAUCCACAAGGUCAAGUGAUAAAAUUCUGGCGACCAGAUGAGCCAUUUGAAAAUAUCAAACAGGAAGUUGCUGCUAUGGUGAGAGAGAUCAUUUUAAAAAAGAAAGAAGAACUUUAAAGAAGCUCUGCUUAAGGCAUUGGUUCAAAACUGACUUAUUUCAUAACCACUGCAUGUUUGGCACCAGAAGGGUCUAAACAUGUUUUGAAAGAUUUGUAGCCUUUCAUAGGCUCUGUGUGUGACAGCCAUUGUUUGUCCAGUCUGAAAGUGCAAAAUGACUAUUUUGGCAAAGCA